Mauremys mutica (yellowpond turtle) is the source of this 2724-nucleotide messenger RNA. RefSeq names its product cholinergic receptor nicotinic alpha 5 subunit (gene CHRNA5). Gene Ontology annotation, molecular function: transmembrane signaling receptor activity; acetylcholine-gated monoatomic cation-selective channel activity. Lineage: Eukaryota; Metazoa; Chordata; Testudines; Geoemydidae. The record is from RefSeq and is a predicted model, not a curated record. Gene Ontology annotation, biological process: chemical synaptic transmission; nervous system process; monoatomic ion transmembrane transport. The transcript has 6 exons. Gene Ontology annotation, cellular component: synapse; neuron projection; postsynaptic membrane. The coding region runs from base 111 to 1439 and encodes 442 amino acids.
AGCGGGGAAGCCCGGCCGCACUCGGAAGCUGCUCCUGCCCCGAGUGUGAGGCGGAGCUGCCCGAGGCUGGGGCUCCGCGCGUUCUCCGGGCUCCCGGGCGGCGCUGCGCGAUGGCGGAACAGGGAAUCCAGGCGCGCCGCGUCCUCUCCCCCGGCAGCCGCCUCCUGUUCCUCCUCACCUGCCUCUUCGUGCCCCUCCUCGGGGUGCCCGGGCCGGCCGGCAGAGCCACCGCCGCCAGGGGCAGCGCCCGGACCCCCUACACGGGUGUAUCAGAGCCUUCUUUUAUUGCUAAAAGUGAAGAUCGUUUGUUUAAACACUUAUUUCAAGACUAUCAAAAAUGGGUUCGCCCAGUCCAACGUUUGAAUGACACAAUAAAAAUAAAGUUUGGUCUUGCGAUCUCUCAGUUAGUGGAUGUGGAUGAGAAAAAUCAGUUGAUGACAACAAAUGUUUGGCUGAAACAGGAAUGGAUAGAUGUAAAAUUAAGGUGGAAACCUGAAGACUAUGCUGGAAUAACAUCUAUUCGUGUCCCAUCAGAGUCUAUCUGGAUUCCAGAUAUUGUGUUGUAUGACAAUGCAGAUGGUCGUUUUGAAGGAACAGCUACAAAAACAGUAGUAAAAUAUGAUGGGACCGUUGCUUGGACUCCCCCAGCAAACUACAAAAGUUCUUGUACCAUAGAUGUUACAUUCUUUCCAUUUGACCUCCAAAACUGCUCCAUGAAAUUUGGUUCCUGGACCUAUGAUGGCUCACAGGUUGAUAUUAUUCUAGAAGAUUAUGAUGUUGACAAGAGAAAUUUCUUUGAUAAUGGAGAAUGGGAAAUAGUAACGGCAACAGGGAGCAAAGGGAAGAGAACUGAUGGAUGCUGCUGGUACCCAUUUAUUACAUAUUCAUUUGUAAUUAGACGGAUGCCUCUUUUUUACACACUGUUUCUCAUUAUUCCGUGUAUAGGACUUUCAUUUUUAACUGUCCUUGUCUUUUAUCUCCCUUCAAAUGAAGGUGAAAAAAUUGCUCUCUGCACUUCGGUACUGGUGUCGUUGACUGUCUUUCUUCUUGUUAUUGAAGAGAUUAUACCAUCAUCUUCUAAAGUUAUACCACUUAUUGGAGAGUACUUGGUGUUUACUAUGAUUUUUGUGACAUUGUCCAUUGUGAUAACCGUCUUUGCUAUUAAUAUUCAUCAUCGUUCCUCUUCUACUCACAAUGCUAUGGCACCUUGGGUCCGCAAGAUAUUUCUUCAUAAACUUCCAAAGAUACUUUGCAUGAGAAGUCAUGUAGAUAGAUACUUUGCUCAGAAAGAAGAAACUAGCAAUAUCAGUGGAUCAGAAUCAUCUAGGAACACCUUGGAAGCAGCUCUAGAUUCUAUCCGAUACAUUACAAGACAUAUCAUGAAGGAGAAUGACGUUCGCGAGGAAUUGCUUGGGCCAUGGAUUGCCACUCAGAUAUAAGGGGUGGAGUACUCUACUGGAUAUCACAUACUAAAUGGAAAGUCUUAUUUGCUGACUUAUGUGUUGAUAGAUGAUUGAAGAAUUGAUAAAACACAAUUCUCUCACUCUUUGGUUUCAGCCCCAAAAAACAUUAUUUACUAAAUAAAACACAAUUGGCUGAUUUAGUUUAAAAAGAGUACAAAAUCAAGGCAAAAUUAUGGUUUUAUGGAACUUUGGGGAAAAGAGUAUUUUUCUAAAAUGAAAUGCUAUCAAAACAACAAAAAAUACUAUUACUUAUCAAAAUGUUCACUGUUGUUGCAGAGUCACUCUAGUAAUAAGGUACUUCAAAAAGACUCUGUAGUCAGUUAGCAGAUCUUAAAGUUGUUUUUAAAAGGACAUAUUUUAUUGAAUGGUUAUUGAUAACUAUCAUAUAAUUCUGUAGAAAUAGCCAUUAAUUUACCAAACUAACUUAUUUCUAUGCAUCAAAUAUUAGUAUAGCAUACUUAAGUUUGUUUCCAUGCUUGGAUAGAGUCUUACUACAGAGGAACACAGAAAAAGACACUAUUACUAACCACGGUUUAAAAAAAAGUCCUCAUUUUUAUAUUGAAAAAUUCCAACCCUGGGUGUUGAAUUCUGAGUCUGUCUGAUGUAGUCUUCUGGCUCCCUUCUGAAGAAUGCUUUUAUUUAUUUAUUUAUUUAUUAGCCCUUAUGGUUGCAAAGAAAACCUUGCCUAAUGGGAACUUAUGUAACAUUGCCUUUUUCUGAACCUGUAGGCCUACUGCCACAGGUAAUUUUAAUGACAUGUCAACUCUGAAAUCUAAUAACCACCUUGAAAAUGUUUAGUUGUGUGCUUAAUUUGCAUGCACCACUACAGCAGUUGUGUGCGCAAAACUGAUAGACUGCAUGUACAAAUAAUCAUAUUAAAAAUGGCAAAGAAAUGGUAGUCCUGAAAAUGCCUUGCACAUUUUUUCCCUGAUGUGAUACUCAGUGCAACAAUAACGUUACUCACAAGUAGGUAUAGCUACUAUAGAAGAGCCAUAUUCUACCCUGAAUAUUUGUACAAGCCUCUGACUGAUCUCUGGGAAUUGUGCUGUAGAUUGAAGUUAGCAUGUUGCCCAAAAGGUCCAGUCCUCUGAGGUGUUGAAUACUUUCAUCUCCCAGGAAAUUGAAAGUGUUCAGCACCUUGCAGGGUCAGGCCCUGAUUCUUCGGCUGUAACUAAAGUAUUCGGCCCUCUUCCCAAAAUGAGUUUGACACCUUUGCUCUAACUCAAAGUGUAACAAUAGAAAGGUUUUGAAUGUUUAUGGA